Limanda limanda (common dab) is the source of this 1599-nucleotide messenger RNA. RefSeq names its product tripartite motif-containing protein 16-like. The transcript has 2 exons. The coding region runs from base 1 to 1599 and encodes 532 amino acids. Gene Ontology annotation, molecular function: protein binding; zinc ion binding. The record is from RefSeq and is a predicted model, not a curated record. Lineage: Eukaryota; Metazoa; Chordata; Actinopteri; Pleuronectiformes; Pleuronectidae.
AUGGAGCAGCAAGAAAAUCAACUGGACAGAGAAAGAUUCUGCUGUUCGAUCUGUCUGGAUCUGCUGAAGGAUCCUGUGACUACUGGCUGUGGACACAGCUACUGUCUGAGCUGUAUUAACACCUACUGGGACAAAGAGGAGGAGAGAGGAAGCUACAACUGCCCUCAGUGUAGACAGACCUUCACACCGAGGCCUGUCCUGGAGAAAAACACCAUGUUAGCUGAUUUAGUGGAGGAGCGGAAGAAGACUGGACUAGCUGCUCCUGCUGAUCACUGCUAUGCUGGACCUGAAGAUGUGGCCUGUGAUGUCUGCCCUGGGAGAAAACGGAAAUCUCUCAAGUCCUGUUUGAAUUGUUUGGCCUCUUAUUGUGAAAAACACCUACAGCAUCAUCUUCAGUCAGCUGCAUUGAAGAAGCACAAGCUGGUGGAGCCCUCGGAGAAGCUCCAGGAGAACAUCUGCUCUCGUCACGACGAGGUGAUGAAGAUGUUCUGCCGCACUGAUCAGCAGUGUAUCUGUUAUAUCUGCUCUGUGGAGGACCAUAAAGACCACGACACAGUGUCAGCUGCAGCAGAAAGGACUGAGAGGCAGAGAGAGCUUGGGCUGAGGAGACAAACAAUCCAGCAGAGAGUCCAGGACACAGAGAAAGACGUGAAGCUUCUUCAACAAGAGGAGGAGGCCAAAAGAAGCUCUGAUGUGGAGCAGCAGAUCAGAUCCCAGCAGGAAACUGAAGUGAGUCGAGUCAGAGAGCUUCAAGAGCGACAGGAGCAGGCGAUCACUGAGCUGAAGAGGAAAGACCAUGAACUGAAGCAGCUCUCAGACACAGAGGAUCACAACCAGCUUCUACACAACUACCCCUCACUGUCACCACUCAGUGAAUCUUCACACUCAUCCAGCAUCAGGAUCCGUCUUCUGAGGGACUUUGAGGACGUGACAGCAGCUGUGUCACAGGUCAGAGGUCGACUACAGGACAUUCUGAGUGGGACAGAGACACAGAUUUUACAGAUUGCGUCACAAGUAGAUGUUUUACUGCGACAACACGAGCCAGAGACCAGAGCUGACUUCUUACAAUAUUCACAGGAAAUUACAAUGGAUCCAAACACAGUACACAGAGGUCUGUUAUUAUCUGAGGGAAACAGAAAAGUAACAUGUUUGAGAGUAGAUCAGUCUUAUUCAUAUAACACAAACAGAUUCACUUAUUGGCAUCAGGUCCUGAGUAGAGAGAGUCUGACUGGACGUUGUUACUGGGAGGUGGAGGUGGAGGUGGUAGAAAAAGUUUGUGUAGCAGUCACAUACAAGAAUAUCAGCAGAGCAGGAGAGUCAGAUGAAUGUGCAUUUGGAUACAAUGAUAAAUCUUGGUUCUUAUAUUGUAAUGUAGACGGUUAUGAAUUUUGUUACAACAACAUCUGGACUCCAGUGUCAGGUCUUGUGUCCUCCAGAGUAGGAGUGUACCUGGAUCACAGAGCAGGUGUUCUGUCCUUCUACACAGUCUCUGACACCAGGACUCUCCUCCACAGAGUCCAGACCACAUUCACUCAGCCGCUCUAUGCUGGAGUUAGGCUUUUUUAUGGAGCCGAAGCUGAGUUCUGUAAACUCAAAUAG